AUGAAGAACCUCAAAAUUGAUUAAUAAUACAAUCCUUAAUCAUAGAUAAUCUCAGCCAAAGCUUCAGAGAGAACAUUAUCAACCUCUCAUGCUUAAAAUAAUACUGCUAGAAGAAAAUCUAUAUUUAUACCAAUCCCCUCUUACGCAAGGUAGAUAAGUUGUUCGAUUUCCCCUUCCCACUGCAAGCAAAUGUAGCACUUGCAAAUAUUUCAUCCCUAAUUUAAGAAUACAUUUCAGGAAAGUAACUCUAAACAAACAGCAAUGAGAUCAAUUUAGGAUGACGAUGAACUAAUGAGGAAGUUAGAGGCAUUAAAAUCUAAUAUGAAAAAUGACAACGAAGAGUCUAUUGAGACCUAUACCUCGAUGAAUGAUUAUAAUCAUUAAUCAGAAUUCAAGUCAAAGUACUAUACACUUAAAAAUCAAGAUAAAAAAAUAAGUUUGCUUAAGAACAUCGCUGUUAAUGAAGAGCUACCUAACAUUGCAAAUAUAAUUGAAAAAGCAAGAUUAGAUAUGCCAAUAACUUCAUUUGGAAUUCAGCUAUCUUAAGAGGCCUAAUAAAAGAUUUAUCAUAAAAUUUAAAUGAAAAAAUCUAAUUCGUAAUCCAAGCUUUAACCCACACCAUCGAAUGGAAAGAAAACGUUUUAUAAAGACAUGAGUCUAUCCUAAAACUUACAGAAUCAGAUAUACGAAGUAGAUGUAAAUUAACCCCAUUUACGUACAAAGCCCUUAUUUAUCAUUAGAGAGCAUUAAGUUCUUAAAAACAACAAUAACUAAUCUAGAAACACUGGGAUUCCUGAAUCACGAGGAAACUCGAAGGAUACAAAUCCAAAUGAAACAAGCAAUAAUAAAAACAAUUAAAUUCAAAGACACAUGGAAUCUCUUUAGCCAAAUCUUUAAACCACUAAAAAUGCCAGUAUAAAUCGCAAAGCCUAUCUUCAAAGUACUUUGUACCUUGAAAAAAAUAUGACAAAAGAUUUCUAGGAAAGCAUAAGAAAAGUAAAACCUCUCAUAGAUCCAUUUAGAUAUCAAUAAAACCCAGGAAAAAUGAACAAUUUCAAAAAUUUAAGUAGAUAAUAGUAAUAGCAAUAAUAAUAAUAAUCAUAGCAUUAGGAUUAAGUUUCUUAGUCUGAUAAAACAGAGUUGAUGGCCUAAAAUGAUAUUAAAAUGGCUUAAGCCGAAUUUCAUGUCUAAGAGAAUGAAAAUAAUCACCAUCAUCAUCAUCAUCACCCAGAUGAAAUCUAAAGCCUCACUGAAGAGAGUUUCAAUAUUAAAGAUAUAGAAAAAAAUUUCUUUAAUGAUGAUAAUACUGAUAAAGGGCCUUAACAAGAGCGAAAGUAUAGUUAUCAAAAGCCUAAUUUGAACAAAAAGUCACAUUAGAAAAGUGAUAGAUCAUAAUCAAGCGAUAAUGACUCUGAUUCAAGUUCAAGUAAAAAUAAGUUAUUCAAUACUACAAAUGGAAAUAAAAAUAUAAUCUUUAACUCUACCAGUAAUUGUAAUAAUUCAGCAAAGAAGGGAAUAUAACCUAUUGAAAAAAUGUUUGAAAAGGAACGAGACUUUAGGAACUUAAAACUAGGAUGUAAGGCUACUGUAUUUGAAAGGGAUCCCAACAUAGUUCUAAAUAUGCGCAAAGGUAACUACACUCUCAUUAAGUACACAAAUUUUACCUGA
Messenger RNA from Stylonychia lemnae, 1668 nucleotides. The record is from the annotation of a GenBank genome assembly. NCBI's taxonomy places the organism in Eukaryota, Ciliophora, Spirotrichea, Sporadotrichida, Oxytrichidae.